Phytophthora sojae is the source of this 1443-nucleotide messenger RNA. RefSeq lists its product as hypothetical. Lineage: Eukaryota; Oomycota; Peronosporomycetes; Peronosporales; Peronosporaceae. The record is from RefSeq and is a predicted model, not a curated record. The annotation marks the transcript as partial. Gene Ontology annotation, molecular function: calmodulin binding. The transcript has 5 exons.
AUGUUCAACAAGGGCGCGGUGCAGAACUCGGAGCCGCCGGCCUGGAAGCGCCGCACGGCGGCGCCCCCGCCCAUCAAGCUGCCGGGCGCCGACAAGCCCGCGGACAAGCCUUCGUACGCCGCGGCCCCAAAGAGCUCCGAGUCCCUCGUGGACGCCGCCGUGCAGGAGCGCAAGCUGCGCGAGGAGCAGGAGCGCCGCGCGGCGCAGGAGUCGCGUGACGCCAUGGCCAAGCAGUCUUCGUACGACUUGGAGCACGACCGCGCGUACAACCACGCGGUGAAGCAGAUGGAGUACGUCCGCACGGCGGAGCAGAAGGCCAAGGAGUCGCUCGCGCAGUUCACGAGUGACGGUAAGACGUUUGAGGCCGAGAAGCGCGAGGAGCAGCGGCGCCUCGAGGAGCUCGAGCGCAAGAAGGAGCAGGACGCCAAGACCCUCAACGCCUCGACGUCCUACUCCACGGAGUACGACCACUCGUACAACCACUUCCACAAGCAGCGCGAGAACGUCACGAAGUCGGAGCAGGACGCGCAGAAGGCGCUGCGGAACUUUGCGGGCGGGAAGACCUACUUCGAGGAGCAGCUUGAGGAGAAGAAGCGUCUGCAGGAGCUGGAGCGACAGAAAGAGCAGAGCGCUAAGGAGGCGUCCGCCAAGAACAACUUCUCCUCGCCCGACUUCGACCACGCGUACGUGCACGCGAAGGAGAUCGCGCAGGUGGAGAAAGAGGCCGAGGAAAAGGCCAAGGCGGCGCUGUUGAAGUACGACCAGCACGACGUCUCGCAUGAAUAUGUCAUGAAGAACGGCUUCAUGGUGCCUAAGAGCGGCACCGGGACCCCGAAUGCCAAGCGCUACCCGUUCACAGACCCAGCCUCACGCAUCAAGAAGCCUAGCCCUCAGGCCUUGAAGGCACUCGCAAGGUUCCAAGAGCAGCUCGCCGAAAGCCGAGCGCGCGACGAGCGGAAGGCGUUGGAUGAUGCCGCACGCAAGGCGUCGUGGGAGUCUAACCGUAAGAUGUCGAUUGAGUCGGUCGAGUCUAUGGAGUCGACCCGGAAGCAAUCCAUUGACGAAGUAGACAUUGAGCAGAUCAAGGCCUCUGUCGACGAAGCCAAGAUCGACGUCAGAUCUGCAGCUCAGAAGUUCGCCGAGAUGGAUCGUAAAGCUGCUGAACUGGCCAAGCAGAACAAGAAACCUCUAACGUUCAAUGGUAUGGCUUAUGCUCAAGGCGCGCGAGCUUUCCGCAGUAAGGAUCAGGAUCGUAAGGAAACCCAGCGGAAAAAUGACAUGGCGACGCAAAUCCAGUCAGGAGUGCGCGGCGUGAUUGCGCGCGAGGCUUACAGCGAGAAGCUUGCAGCAUCGGAGAGAAUUGCCAUCCGAAUUCAGACUGAAUUCCGGCGACGGCAGGCACAGAAGCAAUUAGAGGCUCUCCGUCAGCAGCUACAAAGAGAG